GUUUGUGAAGGAUGAAUGGGCGAAUGGUAGAGCGAUAGCAUGCCAUUGAGACCUCCAAAACUCUCGAUUUCAAGCGCUCAACUAUCCCAAAUCCACGCCCAACUCCUCACAAAUCCGAAGCCCCACGUUUUCAACCCUUUGCUCGGUGCUUUGGUGGACUCCGUCGCCCCUGAAAAUGGCCUCUUCCUCUACAACCAAAUGCUUCGACACCCAUCUUCCCACAACCACUAUACCUUCACUUACGCCCUCAAAGCCUGUUUUCUUCUCCAUGAAACCCACAAGGGCCUCGAAAUCCAUGCCCGUCUCAUCAAAUCAGGUCACCUUUCUGACAUCUUCAUCCAAAAUUCUUUGCUCCAUUUCUACAUUGUCGAUGGCGAUGUUCCUUCUGCUUCUCGAGUCUUUGAUUCCAUCCCUGACCCAGAUGUGGUUUCGUGGACUUCGAUCAUUUCGGGGCUUUCCAAGCUGGGUUUUAAAGAGGAAGCUCUGGGUAAGUUCUUGUCCAUGAAUGUGAGCCCUAAUUCUGCUACUCUUGUUAGUGCUUUAUCUGCUUGUUCUAGUCUAAGGUGUGUUAAGAUUGGAAAAGCCAUACAUGGGCUAAAAUUGCGGAGUUUGAAUGUGGAAAGUGUUAGUUUGGACAAUGCCCUUCUGGAUUUUUACGUUAGAUGUGGGUCUUUGAGGGGUGCACAGAACCUGUUCGACGAAAUGCCUCAAAGAGAUGUAGUGUCUUGGACUACGUUAAUCGGAGGUUAUGCACUGACAGGAUUAUGUGAAGAGGCUGUGAGGGUAUUCCAAAACAUGGUUCAUGCGAGAGAGGCCAUACCCAAUGAGGCCACUCUAAUCAAUGUACUAUCUGCAUGUUCUUCCAUGUCUGCUCUGCAUUUGGGUGAAUGGGUACAUUCAUAUAUCAACUCUAGGCACGACGUGAUAAUCGAUGGAAACAUUGGAAAUGCUUUGAUUAACAUGUAUGUAAAAUGUGGCAGCAUGGAUAAGGCAAUUUCAAUCUUCAAAACUGUUGAACACAAGGAUGUCAUAUCAUGGAGCACAAUCAUAAGUGGGUUAGCCAUGAAUGGCCAAGGCAAGCAAGCUUUUGGUCUCUUUUCACUCAUGCUAGUUCAUGGCAUUACUCCAGAUGCCAUAACAUUUCUCAGCUUGUUAUCUGCAUGCAGCCAUGGUGGGUUGAUCAAUCAAGGCUUGAUGGUGUUUGAAGCCAUGAAAGACGUUUACAAUGUUGCACCUGAGAUGAGGCAUUAUGCUUGCAUGGUGGACAUGUAUGGGAAGGCUGGGCUUUUAGAUGAAGCAGAGGCGUUCAUAAAGGAGAUGCCUGUGGAAGCAGAAGGGCCAGUUUGGGGAGCGCUGCUUCAUGCUUGUCAACUCCAUGGGAAUGAGGGGUAUGAGAAAGUUAGGCAAUGGCUGCUUAGCAGCAAGAGCAUUACAGUGGGAACUUAUGCUUUGUUAUCGAAUACUUAUGCUAGUUGUGAUAGAUGGAAUGAUGCUAAUGAAGUUCGAGACGCCAUGAGAAGUAGAGGACUGAAGAAAAUGGCUGGUUGUAGCUGGAUUGAAUUGGCUGAUCCCUUGAAUCCAUUGGGUUGAAUGUGGGAGAGUCGAGAAAAAUGGGGUAAGAGGUUGAAAAGUUCAUGCUUUUUUGUUAAGUGUUGCAACAAGCAAGUUUGUUGGAUGAUGAAAGUUCUAUAUCGACAAAUUUA
Cucurbita pepo subsp. pepo (vegetable marrow) is the source of this 1703-nucleotide messenger RNA. Its product is annotated as pentatricopeptide repeat-containing protein At4g38010. Gene Ontology annotation, molecular function: protein binding; RNA binding. Lineage: Eukaryota; Viridiplantae; Streptophyta; Magnoliopsida; Cucurbitales; Cucurbitaceae. Gene Ontology annotation, cellular component: intracellular membrane-bounded organelle. Gene Ontology annotation, biological process: RNA modification. The record is from RefSeq and is a predicted model, not a curated record.